This is a messenger RNA of Pogoniulus pusillus (Red-fronted tinkerbird), 3967 nucleotides long. It is a transcript of the gene RIPOR1, whose product is annotated as RHO family interacting cell polarization regulator 1. The coding region runs from base 77 to 3259 and encodes 1060 amino acids. Gene Ontology annotation, cellular component: cytoplasm. The transcript is spliced from 22 exons. NCBI's taxonomy places the organism in Eukaryota, Metazoa, Chordata, Aves, Piciformes, Lybiidae. The record is from RefSeq and is a predicted model, not a curated record.
GCUCCCGCGUUUCCAUGGAGAGCCCCGGGGUGGGCGCUGCCAAGAGCCGCACGGACUCGCCGCUUGCUCCCGGUCCAUGGGAGUGGAACAAAGGCGAUGCACCGAGCCGGGCUUGCCGUCGCCCCCCGCCUCUCCCGGGACAUGGAGCCCCUCCAGGUGGCACUCGGCGAUGUCACUGUCCGUGCGCCCGCAGCGCCGCGCCCUGGCGGGCAGGAUCAGUAGGAGCCAGUCCUUCGCCGGAGUCAACUGCGCGCCCGAGCGGCCCCUCAGGAACCUGUCACCCUUCACCCCCACCGUGUCCCGCAAGGCUGGCUCCAGGGUCAGUAGGAUGUUCUCCAUGUCCCACAAGUCUCCCCCACCCAAGGUGCCUCAGCCCAACCGCCUGGACGAGGUCUAUGAAGCUCUCAAGAAGGGCCUGACAGCCUACCUGGAGGUGCACCAGCUGGAGCUGGAGAAGCUCAGCACCCAGAUCCGUGAAUCCAAGCGGAACUCGCGCCUGGGCUUUCUCUACGACCUGGACAAGCAAGUGAAGGCCAUCGAGCGCUUCCUGCGGCGCCUGGAGUUCCACGCCAGCAAGAUCGAUGAGCUCUACGAGGCCUACUGCAUCCAGCGGCGGCUGCGCGACGGUGCCCACAACAUGGUGAGGGCCUACAGCAGUGGCUCUCCGGGCAGCCGCGAGGCCCGCGACAGCCUGGCAGAGGCCAGCCGAGGCUACAAGGAGUACACGGAGAACAUGUGCCUGCUGGAGAGUGAGCUGGAGAGCCAGCUGGGCGAGUUCCAUGUGCGCAUGAAAGGACUGGCAGGCUUUGCCCGGCUUUGUGCUGGUGACCAGUAUGAGAUCUUCAUGAAGUACGGGCGGCAGCGGUGGAAGCUGCGCGGCCGCAUCGAGGUGAACAGCAGGCAGGUGUGGGACAGCGAGGAGAUGGUUUUCCUGCCCCUCGUCACCGAGUUCCUCUCCAUCAAGGUGACGGAGCUGAAGAGCUUGGCCAACCACGUGGUGGUAGGCAACGUGUCCUGUGAGACCAAGGACCUCUUUGCAGCUCUGCCCCAGGUUGUGGCUGUGGACAUCAAUGACUUGGGCACCCUCAAACUCAGCCUGGAGGUGACCUGGAACCCCUUCGACAAGGACGAUCAGCCGUCAGCCGCCAGCUCUGUCAACAAGGCCUGCACGGUGAGCAAGAGGUUCUCCAGCUACAACCAGAGCCCCCCGGACACGCCCUCACUGCGCGAGCAGGCCUUCUACAACAUGCUGCGGCGCCAGGAGGAGCUGGAGAAUGGCACAGCCUGGUCUAUCUCCUCCGAGUCCUCCGACGACUCCUCCAGCCCGCAGCUGCCGGGCAGUGCCCGCCACACCACACACAAGCCCAUCGUGCAGCCCGAGCUGCAGGCCUCUGCCCCUGCUAUCGAGAUCUCCUUCUCUCAGCAGCCGGAGGAGCCCAGCCCUGCGGCUGGCAGCAGUGCCGUGCCCCUGCCCGGGGGCCAGCCUGAGGAGCUGGACCCCCACAAGGAGGCGGUGGCCAACGGGCACCUGCCCUACUGCCGGACUCUGAGCCACAUCAGCGAGGCCAGUGUGGAUGCCACGAUGGAGGCCAAGGCUGUGGAGGGCCCCUGGGAGGCUGCACCCAGCCCGCAGGACAUGGGGGUGGGUGAGCAGGACAUGGACACCCUCCCGGCAGGGCAUGACAGCGGGGCCGUGGCCAAGCCUCAUAAGCCUCAUGCCGCCGCGGCAUGGGCAGUGGAGGAGGCAGAGGUGGCUGAGCCAGUGCAGAGCGAGGCACCAGCACUGGCACGAGCCUCCACGGAAGAGAGGCCCAUCCUUGCCCUACCAUUGCCUGCCAGUGCCCCCGAGGUGCCACGGGCAAAGGUGGUGGACUCAGGUCUGGAGGAGGCCAUUGGCCUCCUGGGCUCAGCCCUGGAUGACUAUCGGGGGCAGUUCCCAGAACUGCAGCCCCUGGAACGGGAGCUCAAGCGCCUAGAAGAGAUGCUGCUGGUGAGUGGCUCCUGGCAGUGCCCACAGCAGAAGCAGGGCAUCUUCCUCAGCCGGGCAUCCAGCAUCAGCCUCACCGUGGAGCACGCCCUGGAGAGCUUCAGCUUCCUCAACACCUCCGACGUGGAGGACUCGGAGGGCUCCGAGGAAGAGCCUCUCCAAGAUGAGAGGAGGGCUGGCAGGCCCCGGCGUGGCAGCAGAGCCCCCAGUGCUGGUGAGCCCAGGGUGGAUGAUGCCGGCGUGGGCAGCGGCUCUGAGGCCAGCACCGAGCCCAUGAGCACUGGCAGCGAGUUCCUGGACAAGGCUCUGGUGCUUCACCUCCACAGCUGCAACUGCCUGCUGCUGAAGCUGGGCACCUUCGGUCCGCUGCGGUGCCAGGAGAUGUAUGCCCUGGACAGGCUGCUGCGGGAGGCGCAGGUGCUGGAAGUGGUGUGCCAGCUGGUGGCCGAGCGUGCUGGAGCUGCCAGCUCUGCUGCCGAUGUGGUGCAGUUCUCGACGCACAAGGAAGGGGUCCUGGCGCUGUGGGAGCGCUGCGUGGAGCUGCCCAACCUCUACACCUGCCCUGUGGAGCGCUUCCUGCAGGUGCUCAGUGCCCAGUAUGCGACACCCAUCAGCGAGCGCCACCCUGGCCUGGCCGAUGCUGUAUGCAUGAAGCUGGUGGAGGACAUCCUGAACCGGCGGCUGCCACGCCGGCCUGGCAGUGCCCAGGGCGAGCAGGUCACCAUCUUCCAGUACUGGAGCCACUUCGAGUCGCUCGGUGCCCUGGCGCUGGACACCUACAUGAUGGAGCUGGCAGAGGAAGCGCUGCUGGCACAGAACCUCAACUCGGACGAGCAGGAUGUGGUGCUGCGUGCCCUGAAGCGUGUGCCCGAGGGCCGCCUGAAGAAGGAGGGGCUGAAGGCCCUCAGCCUGCUCCUGGUGGAGGGCAACAGCAAGGUGGUGAGCGCUGUCUCUGCCCAGCUGCGCAGCCUGGCAGAGAGCCCUCGCUUCCGCCAGCGGGCUCUCGUGUGUUACCUGGAGCAGCUGGAGGACGAGGAGGUACAGAUGCGGGUGGCAGGGUGUGCAGCGCUGGGCUGCCUGAAGGCCAAGGAGAGCAUCGAGCAGCUGGUUUAUCUGUGCCAAACCGACAAGGAGCCCGUGCGGGAGGCGGCCAAGCAGAGCCUGAUGCUGUGUGGGGAGGACGGAAAAUCAGCUCACCGGCGGCUGGAGGAGACCCUGGACAGCCUCCCGCGCAUCUUCGCCCCAGCCGGCAUGGCCAGCACAGCUUUCUGAGACCACCGCGCCAGAGCCACCUGCCAGCCUGGAGGGCACGGGCAGCGCCGGGCCAGACGGCAGCCCUGCAGCACUCCCCGGCUCCGGCCGCACGCUCACUGCCUUACGAGCACCGCCGCGGGCCCCCGCCCCAGCAGCCGCCCCCCGCACGCUCCUGGCCGAGGAGGGCACCCCGCCGCGCCCCCACGCCCCCUACUGCUAUCUAACCCCCCCGGGGGAGCCCACCCUUCCUGCCCGCCCCGGCGGAGAGCCCUGGCACAGCUCUCCUGGCAGGACCUGCUCUUUGGGAACCACCACCUGGGAGCCACCGCCACGGCUGCCAUCCAGGAGCUGCCUGGGGACAGCUGCCCUGUGCCACCUGGAGUGCCCAGGACCGAACCGGGAGGAGAGAUGAGAUGUUAAUAUAUUCUGCUGGGCUGCUCCUGUCCCCUCCCCGCCUGCGGGGAGCACCACACGAUGCAGGCCCCCGCAGCUGCAGAGCCUGGCUGGGCCUGGAAGGAUGAGAAGGGGGCAGGAGGAAGGAGACAGGGACAGAGGCAGAGAAGCUGAUUUGUGUUGCAUCCUGGGGUUUUAUUUACAGACCUUUUUGCAGAGAAGCAAAAGCAAACCCAAGUCCUUUUCUACCCUGUCUGGACCUCUGCCUGGUGUCAGUGCAGAGCGAGCUGCUUCUGAUCUUCCACCAGAAAUAAAAGCCAGCCUUUAUGGAGA